Molecule: messenger RNA, 1760 nt
Organism: Strongylocentrotus purpuratus (purple sea urchin)
Lineage: Eukaryota; Metazoa; Echinodermata; Echinoidea; Camarodonta; Strongylocentrotidae
Product: E3 ubiquitin-protein ligase MYLIP
Exons: 9
Coding region: 93-1586 (497 amino acids)
Biological process (GO): ubiquitin-dependent protein catabolic process
Cellular component (GO): cytoskeleton
Molecular function (GO): ubiquitin-protein transferase activity
Source: RefSeq, a predicted model, not a curated record
CACUGUAUAUAGACUACAUCAUGCACUUCAUUGCGAUCUGGACGGCAGAAACGAGGCGAGUAAGACGACAUGUUCUCUAAAUUUUCACCACAAUGUGGUGCUUUGUAAGUGAAAGUCCAUCUGUUGUGAGAGAAUACAGAAUACCUCAUUCGGAGUUAGGACAAGUUUUAUACGACAAAGUAUGUGAGGACCUGGGCUUGUUGGAGAAGAGUUACUUUGGUCUCCGCUAUCGCUCCAAGCGAGGAGAGCUCCUGUGGCUCAAUCUGAGAAACCCUCUCGUUGUUCAACUUAGGGGGCGCUCUCCACACCGACUCAGUCUUCAGGUCAAGUUCUUUGUUUCUCCGCAGGAACUUCAGCAGCCAAUCACAAGACAUAUCUUCUACCUCACACUGAAGAACAGACUCCUCCUCGGUCACUAUGCGGUCACAAACGAGGAGAAGAUCAAACUCUUUGGCCUUAUUGCCCAAGCAGAGCUGGGAGACGCUGACCAGACCCUACCCACCCAGUACCACACUAUCCUGCCAGAUCUCAGUGAGGAGACAAUAAAUGAAGUCCUGACGGCUCAUCGUGAGGUCAUGUCGGACACCAUGACCCCGACGUACGCAGAGAUCCAGUUCAUCGGCAACGUGAGCAAACUGCCCGGGUACGGUGUGGAGUACUUCUGUGCAGAGACCAAGGAGAGGGUCCAGGCUGUUAUAGGUGUCUGUACUACAGGGUUGCAGAUCCUAACACAGGCUAGGGAACUUAUGCACAGUAUCAAAUAUGAAGACAUCAGUAAAGUUUCCUAUCAUCAGAACCACUUCUCAGUCCACUACUACCGAUCAUCGGGAGGCACGGGGGUGGAAGACGUCCUUACAGCGCUCAAGUUCCGCCUCAGCUCCAGGAAGAUCGCUCAGGCUCUGUUCAGAGCAUUCACAGAGUCACAUACAUUCUUUAGGUGUGAGAGCGUUGAGCGGGUUGUGAGGCAGCAGCAUUCACACACAGGGUUUGGGUCGUUCCUCGUCCUGAUGAAACCGGACACCUCGAGGGGCAAGGUGUUCAGGUUCGAUGUCGGUCACACCAGACGCCAGGCCUACGACAGCGCAUGGAGGAAAUUACACCCUGGAAACAGCCCUACACAAGAUCAACGAUGGUCCUUGGACCUGGAGAACUAUGGUGCGCAGCGCACAUGGCCAGUGUCUAGUACGUUAAGAAGCACGCAUUCCCAAGAGAUUCUACUGAGCAGACAGCCGACGGGUAGCCAGCCUCCUGUACAGAUCCCUAAACCACCCAGCGCUACUCAAGAAGAUGAUUCCAGUCCGGAUUCAACUCCCGAAGGCACUCUACCGCACAAGGCCAGCAGACAUGAUGGAGGUAGCCCGAUGAGUGCAGGUCCAGCCGAGGAGGAGAUGAUGGAAAAGCUUCAAGAUCAGCUCUCUAACCUCCAGGAAUCGAGGCUCUGUCAGGUUUGCCUGGAUAAUGAGAUGACCACCGUGUUCUGUCCGUGUGGUCACAUGUUCUGUUGCGAGACGUGCUCCAAAGAGUGUAACCGGUGUCCGGUUUGCAGAGCUGAGGUUAUCUAUGUCCAGAGAGUCUUUUUCUCCUGAAGCCGAAUAUUGCCUUCUAUUACAGACUGAAAAGAGUUCUUUAUUUAUUAGUCUGACAGGCCUUUAAUUAAUUUGAAAGACUGAUAAUGAUAGUCUACUCGAAAGAAAGGGCCUCUGUGAGUUUUUUUAUUUAUUAGUCUGACAGGGCUCUUGCUACGUCUGUUUGGAGCCAAA